Messenger RNA from Pterocles gutturalis (yellow-throated sandgrouse), 309 nucleotides. It is a transcript of the gene SNCA, whose product is annotated as synuclein, alpha (non A4 component of amyloid precursor). NCBI's taxonomy places the organism in Eukaryota, Metazoa, Chordata, Aves, Pterocliformes, Pteroclidae. Gene Ontology annotation, biological process: chemical synaptic transmission; synaptic vesicle endocytosis; synapse organization. Gene Ontology annotation, molecular function: cuprous ion binding. The record is from RefSeq and is a predicted model, not a curated record. Gene Ontology annotation, cellular component: neuronal cell body; cytoplasm; axon terminus. The transcript has 3 exons. The annotation marks the transcript as partial.
AUGGAUGUGUUCAUGAAAGGACUUUCCAAGGCAAAGGAAGGAGUCGUAGCAGCAGCAGAAAAAACCAAGCAGGGUGUGGCAGAGGCGGCAGGAAGGACGAAAGAAGGCGUCCUCUAUGUGGGUUCCAGGACCAAGGAAGGAGUUGUUCAUGGUGUCACAACAGUGGCUGAGAAGACCAAAGAGCAAGUCUCUAAUGUUGGGGGAGCUGUGGUGACAGGAGUGACGGCGGUGGCCCAGAAGACAGUGGAAGGAGCAGGGAACAUUGCUGCAGCCACCGGUUUGGUGAAGAAGGAUCAGUUGACCAAACAG